Messenger RNA from Amyelois transitella, 896 nucleotides. RefSeq names its product DNA-binding protein RFXANK. Lineage: Eukaryota; Metazoa; Arthropoda; Insecta; Lepidoptera; Pyralidae. The record is from RefSeq and is a predicted model, not a curated record. Bases 5 to 808 code for a protein of 267 amino acids. The transcript has 5 exons. Gene Ontology annotation, cellular component: nucleus; cytoplasm. Gene Ontology annotation, molecular function: protein binding.
GCAAAUGUCAUGUUAUUUCAAUAUCAAAUCAAUUUUCACUUCGACAAGAAAAAUGGAAGAGGCAGUUGCUGUAAAACACGAAGGAAAAAAUAUUGAUAUCAAACAAGAAAAACAAGACAAUUUAGACAGCUUUAAGUACGAAUUCGAUUCUGGAAGCCAAGACAGCAGCAAAAGUGGUAGUGGUGGUUAUCAGCGAUGGGCGCCCAAUUUAAAUGGAGUGAGAAAAAGCGCUUUUACGCCGUACAAAUCUGUCCAGUGCACAGCUUUAACAAAUUUACAGAGAGGUAAUACGCAGGCGCGAGUCCCCGAGUUGCCCCAGCCAGACUGUAGCUUACAUGCAAAAGCUGGCCGCGGAGAAAUAACUCGCGACGACCUGAAACUGGAGCAAUAUGCCGAUAUCACGGAUGAGCAUGGACUCACGGCUCUACACUGGGCUGCUAGUUAUGGCCAAUUGAAUAGUUGUCAAGACCUUGUAUGUAGGAGUGGCGCCAACGUCAACAUGAGAGGCCCAGAAGGGGAGACAGCAUUACACCUGGCUGCUGCAGGGGGGCACCAUGAAGUUGUGAAAUUUCUGUUGACUGAAGGAGCUGAUGCUGACAUACAAGACGAUUCUGGCAGUACUGCACUUAUGUACGCGGCCGCUGCAGAUUUCCCCUACACCUGCAAUGAGCUUCUUGUUCGAGGAGCUGACCUCACCCUUACCAAUGAUUAUGACCAAGAUGCUUACACACUGACCACAACUAAUAAUUGUAAAUUGGCACAAACUGUGAUAGAAAACUUCUUGAUUGGCUGCCUCAGUAAGAUGUGAACGUCAUGAAGUUAAAAAUUAUGUUGCUUUGGACAACCAAGGAUAUUCAGUUGCAUCCAUAGUGUUAAAUGAAAUACAGGGAUUUAGU